Messenger RNA from Rhizoctonia solani, 597 nucleotides. RefSeq names its product U3 small nucleolar RNA-associated protein. Gene Ontology annotation, cellular component: nucleolus; small-subunit processome; 90S preribosome. Lineage: Eukaryota; Fungi; Basidiomycota; Agaricomycetes; Cantharellales; Ceratobasidiaceae. The transcript is spliced from 5 exons. Gene Ontology annotation, biological process: maturation of SSU-rRNA from tricistronic rRNA transcript (SSU-rRNA, 5.8S rRNA, LSU-rRNA). The record is from RefSeq and is a predicted model, not a curated record. The coding region runs from base 1 to 597 and encodes 198 amino acids.
AUGACCCAAAACAUCCACAAUGCGGUUAUAUACCUUGGUCAUCAAAAUGGCACGGUAGCGUUACACACACCCUCUACUCCAACUCCCCGUUCGCCUACAGGCCCAUCUGGGCCCGAUAACAUCCCUCAGUGUGGACCCCAGCUCUGGGGGAAUUGGAAAGGGUGUGUUCGCGAAUGGACCGUUCGUGGCGGGGCCCCAAGCGAAGUAGAAUGGAGUAGAAAGGGUGGCUUGGUGUUAUUGGUGGAGGAUCUAUCAAUCAUAGUCGUACCUGGCUCUGGAGAGGCAAACAUCGACUCUUUCGAGGAUGGUGUCUUUGAGAACAAGAAGGCUCGCCAAGAGAGAGAGGUCAGGAGCUUAUUGGACAAGCUUCAGCCCGACAUGAUCACGCUUGACCCAGAGUUUAUGGGCCGGCUCGCCGAGCCGGGGCAUGUGCCCUUUGCUACUCCAGAGCUACCCUUCAGGCAAAAGCCAAGGUUAGAUCGACUCCGAGAUUUAGGAAAAGCGGACGAGUCUCCAGUAUCAGAAGAAGAGGGAGGUGAUGUCAAUGCGGAUGAAGGCGGCGAGCAAGCUAGUAGGCCAAAAGAGAAAGAUAAAUGA